AUGUCCUCUUUCAGUCUAGCCACCGAAUUGCCAGCUUGGUCUAAGUUGCAAAAACUUUACGAUGCUCAAGGUAAGACCUUGUCCGUCAAGAAGGAGUUCGAACAGGACUCUCAACGUUUCAACAAGUUGAGCAAGACCUUCACCAACUUCGACGGGUCCAAGAUCCUGUUCGACUUCUCCAAGAACUUGGUCAACGACGAAGUGUUGGCUGCUUUGAUCGAGUUGGCCAAAGAGGCCAACGUCACCAGUCUAAGAGACGCCAUGUUCGCUGGUGAACACAUCAACACCACAGAAGACCGUGCCGUGUACCACGUCGCCUUGAGAAACAGAGCUGACAAGGUCAUGAAGGUCGACGGUACCAACGUCGCCCCAGAGGUCGACUCCGUCCUGGCCCACAUGAAGGAGUUCUCCGAGCAAGUGCGUUCCGGUGCCUGGACCGGUUACACGGGGAAGAAGAUCACCGACGUCGUCAACAUCGGUAUCGGUGGUUCCGACCUGGGCCCAGUCAUGGUCACCGAGGCAUUGAAGCACUACGCCGGUGUCCUGGACGUCCACUUCGUCUCCAACAUCGACGGUACCCACUUGGCAGAGGUCUUGAAGGUCGUCAACCCAGAAACCACCCUUUUCUUGGUCGCUUCCAAGACUUUCACCACCGCGGAAACCAUCACGAACGCCAACUCUGCCAAGACCUGGUUCCUGAACACCGUCAAGGAUGAAAAGCACAUCGCCAAGCAUUUCGCCGCGUUGUCCACCAACGAGGAGGCCGUCGCCGCCUUCGGGAUCGACACCAAGAACAUGUUCGGUUUCGAGAACUGGGUCGGUGGCCGUUACUCCGUCUGGUCCGCCAUCGGGUUGUCCGUCGCCCUCUACGUCGGUUUCGAGAACUUCGAGAACUUCUUGAAGGGUGCCGAGGCUGUCGACAAGCACUUCUGCGAGACCCCAUUGGAGGAGAACAUCCCAUUGCUAGGUGGUCUGUUGUCCGUCUGGUACAACAACUUCUUCGGUGCCCAGACCCACUUGGUCGCCCCAUUCGACCAGUACUUGCACAGAUUCCCAGCCUACUUGCAACAGCUGUCCAUGGAGUCCAACGGUAAGUCCGUCACCAGAGGCAACGUCUUUGCCAACUACUCCACUGGGUCCAUCCUGUUCGGUGAGCCAGCCACCAACGCCCAGCACUCCUUCUUCCAAUUGGUCCACCAAGGUACCAAGCUGAUCCCAGCCGACUUCAUCUUGGCCGCCCAAUCCCACAACCCUCUAGCUGACAACCUCCACCAAAAGAUGUUGGCCUCAAACUUCUUCGCCCAGGCGGAAGCCCUGAUGGUCGGUAAGGACGAGAACCAGGUCAAGGCCGAAGGUGCCACUGGCGGCUUGGUCCCACACAAGAUCUUCUCCGGGAACAGACCAACCACCUCCAUCUUGGCCCAAAAGAUCACCCCAGCAACCCUAGGUUCCUUGAUCGCCUACUACGAGCACGUCACCUUCACCGAAGGUGCCGUCUGGAACAUCAACUCCUUCGACCAAUGGGGUGUCGAACUAGGUAAGGUCCUAGCCAAGGUCAUCGGUAAGGAAUUGGACGACAAGUCCGCCGUCGCUACCCACGACGAAUCCACCAACGGUUUGAUCAACCAGUUCAAGCAAUGGAUGUAA
Molecule: messenger RNA, 1647 nt
Organism: Huiozyma naganishii CBS 8797
Lineage: Eukaryota; Fungi; Ascomycota; Saccharomycetes; Saccharomycetales; Saccharomycetaceae
Gene: PGI1
Product: glucose-6-phosphate isomerase
Exons: 1
Coding region: 1-1647 (548 amino acids)
Biological process (GO): gluconeogenesis; glycolytic process; glucose 6-phosphate metabolic process
Cellular component (GO): cytosol
Molecular function (GO): monosaccharide binding; carbohydrate derivative binding; glucose-6-phosphate isomerase activity
Source: RefSeq, a predicted model, not a curated record